CACCCGGGUGCGCAGAUGCCGCAUCUCAGCAAGAUGGAGCGGGUGGUCGUGAGCAUGCAGGACCCCGACCAGGGCGUGGAGAUGCGGAACCAGCGCUUGCGCAUCACCGUCAUUCCCCACACCGUGGCUGGCAGCGACGUCGUGGACUGGUUGGUCCAGAAGUACUGCAUCUCAGAGGAGGAGGCCCUGCACCUGGGCACCCUCCUGGUGCUGCACGGCUACCUAUACCCUCUGCGCAGCCCCCGCAGCCUUGUGCUCCGGCCAGACGACACACCCUACAGAUUCCAGACGCCCUAUUUCUGGACGAGCACCCUGUGGCCAGCUGCUGAGCUGGACUAUGCCAUCUACCUGACGAAGAAGAACAUCCGAAAGCAGGGGGCCCUGGUCGGCCAUGAGAAGGAACACUAUGACCAGCUACACAGGAAGAUCAGCCACACGUGGGACCUGGUGGUGAUGCAGGCCCGAGAGCAACUACGGGCAGCUAAGCAGCGCAGGAAGGGGGACAGGCUGGUCAUUGCAUGUCAGGAACAGACGUACUGGCUGGUGAACAGGCCCCCGCCAGGUGUCCCCAGCGUCCUGGAGCAGGGUCCAGAGCGCAGUUCCUGCACGGCCGGGCGAGUGCAGAUGACCAAGAAUACGGAGUUCUACAAGCGGGAGAUGGAGCGCUACAGGAAGGCCCUGACCAGGGCCCGGGUGAAGUCUUCCGUCUGCCUCGAGGCGUACCUGAAGUUCAGCAGCCAGCAUGUGCCACAUGACCCCAUCAUGUCAGGGUGCCUGCCCAGCAACCCCUGGGUCACAGAUGAUGACAUCUACUGGACCAUGAAUGCACCCAGCGUGACUGUGCCCACGAAGCUCCGCGUGGAGCGAUGGGCUUUCAGCUUCCAGGAGCUCUUGGAAGACCCUUUGGGACGGGCCCAUUUCAUGGACUUCCUGAGGACCGAGUUCAGUGCUGAGAACCUCAGCUUCUGGGAAGCAUGUGAGGAGCUGCGCCACGGAGGGCAGGCCCAGGUCCACGCUACGGUGGAUGCCGUGUACCAGCAGUUCCUGGCCCCUGGUGCUGCCCGCUGGGUCAACAUAGACAGCCGGACGAUGGAGCGGACCCUGGAGGGACUGCAGCAGCCCCACCGCUACGUGCUGGACGAUGCCCAGCUGCACAUCUACAUGCUGAUGAAGAAGGACUCCUACCCGAGGUUCCUGAAGUCCGCUGCAUACAAAGACCUGCUGGCACAAGCUGUGAUUCCCCCAGAGGCCAAGAGACGGGUGUUCCCGUUCAUGCGGAAGCUGCCACAUUCAAGCCCCAGCCCUGCUCUCCUUCCUGCCUCCACCUCUGGGGAGCCUGUGGCUGCAGCCAGUGGCCCUGAGUGUGGUGACGGGGGCACCUAG
This is a messenger RNA of Odobenus rosmarus divergens (Pacific walrus), 1383 nucleotides long. RefSeq names its product regulator of G-protein signaling 11 (gene RGS11). Bases 16 to 1383 code for a protein of 455 amino acids. Gene Ontology annotation, biological process: intracellular signal transduction; G protein-coupled receptor signaling pathway; regulation of G protein-coupled receptor signaling pathway. The record is from RefSeq and is a predicted model, not a curated record. Lineage: Eukaryota; Metazoa; Chordata; Mammalia; Carnivora; Odobenidae. The transcript is spliced from 17 exons.